This is a messenger RNA of Protopolystoma xenopodis, 312 nucleotides long. Lineage: Eukaryota; Metazoa; Platyhelminthes; Monogenea; Polystomatidea; Polystomatidae. The record is from the annotation of a GenBank genome assembly.
AUGUUAACAAGAGAGUUUUACAAGAAUGACACCAGCUCUGAUGAUGUCCAUCAUAUGAUGGACAAAAGGUCAGCACGUUUUCACCCAAAACGAGGAAGGAAGUCUCGUGGACUGCGUCAACAUGAGUAUUGUAUAAAAGCCAAACGGCUACAGUACAAUGAGAUGCAUCCGUCCUCAUCUGGCGAGAUCGACCAACGAAUCGCUUCUUCAUGCACUUUCAUCCGAAAUGAAUGUCCCCCUAACCACACCUUUUUAUUAAACGGCAUCAUAACGACCGAAAUCAGCCGUCGUCUUCUGACGAGAUCGGCCUAA